CGUUCAUGAACGGAAUCGUUCGUUCUCCGUUCAUAUGGCCAUAACAGGGGGACAGAGGGCUGAUUAUGUACGAUAUUUUUAGAGCGCAGUCACACGGAGGCGGAGCACAGAUGCUUCACGGCCAAGGAUGCGAGUGUCAAACAGCAGGUGGAGACUGACUGCUGAAGGAAAGAACCAGACGAGAACCGACCACAGAAUCUCAAACACAUUUGAUGAGGAAGAGGGGAAAUAGCAAUGACCUGAUAUGCUUUAAACGAGUGGGACCUGAUAACGUGAAUCAUGGUGGACCCAUUGGAACCUGAUGACCUGAGUAAAUUCAGAGGGGCCCAGUUUGAAAGCCCUGCUGCAGCCUCUGAAGCACCAUGUCUACCUGAGCCAGGUGAUGAUAGCGAGAAAGAUGUUAGUGUGGAUUCCAGCCCACAGACAGAGCCCAGUACUGAACCUAGUCAACCAGAAGAGCUAAAACUACAUCUGGACCUUUACAAUUUUGACUCGCCAGCUGCAGAAGGCAGCCGGUAUGUACUGACAAGCCCUCACUCUCUUGAGGCAUGUGCACACUGUGGAGUGAAACCUGUGGAGCUUCUGACUCGUCCGCUGUCUGAUUUUGCCCGUGAGGCACCCGGCCGGAGUAUGCGUGUCGCCACAGGAAUGUUUGAGAUAUAUGAGCGGGAUAGACAUGCUAAACUCCGACACUGCAGAGAGGAGAGAGAACGGAUUAUCAGCGAGGAGAAGAGGCGAAUUCUGCAGGCAGCUCUCAACAAUAAUCUUGGUCCACUGGCUUCAGAGAAGUCACAGGAAACUGUAAAUGCUGGAUUGUCUCAACAAACCAAUCACAGUUUAACAAAUCCAGCCCCCAAAAUAACACCUACUUGCAGCGGUGCACCUAAAAAACAAUCUACAUCAACUACCCCUAAAAGCACGACAGCAGGGUCAGGACAAGUUAUUACAGUGUCCACAUCCAACUCUCCACCAAAAGUCAGUCCAGUGAACUCUGCUCCUACCGUUAAAGGAAAUUCUGCAAAAAAGUCCCUUGAAGUAGAAUCUGGGGGAAAACCUCAAGGUCCAAAACCUUCAAUAGUCCAACGAUCAAUUCAGUCAGCUCCAGGAGGUCAGGGCUCAAAAAAACCCUCUAGUGCUCAUACAAAGGCUCCAAAUACUUUCCCCAGAUCAAUAACAAAACCGUCUUCCUUUCCAAGGACACCAACUUCACUUGCCCCAAUAGUGUCAAAAUCUGCUGUCCAAAGUCCUGCCAAUGGCAUCACAAGUACAUUUGCACAGCAUAAUGGGCACAUCAUCUCCAAAUCAAAGGUUAGAUGCAGAAGCCACUCAUUGGAGUCUUUGCAACGCAGACGUGACACGUUUUGUUCCUCUACUGCUUCAACAACAAACACUACAACUACCACAUGUACUUCCUCUGAAUCUGCUUCCUCAUCCUAUAGCUGGGAUGGGGCAAGAGAUCACUGGGCUAAGACAUCAAGUCCUCGUGCCCGCACUUUAGCUACCUUUAACUCCCUAAUUGGUCGCAGUUUGAGCUUGGGAGACCUUAGCCACUCUCCACAGACUAUGCAAAAAGUGGAGCGCAUUGUGAAAGAGGUGAAACGACGGGGACUUAAAGCAGUCCCAGAACGAGACCGAAAGAUUGCUGCACUAAUGCUAGCCAGGUACCAAGAGGAGGACAUAAUGAGCCAGACACGCUACGUAGCACACCUGCAAUGGGACAGUGAGCGCAGACUAGAGGAGCUACGAAGGGAACGUGAAGAACGGGAGAAACAGAGGGCUGUGCAGCAGUGCCAGCGUGCAUGGCAGUCACAAGUUUCUACCCGGCAGCGCUGGCUUAACCAGCAGGAGCGUGAGGCUGCAGAAGCGAAACUUCGGCAAGCAUUGGAAACUGAGGAGCGUUGGAAGGAAUUGGCUGAGCAACAAGAACGCAGCCGGUUGCAGAAACUGCAACAGACUGCUCGUGAGGAGAAACACAAGAAGGCAUUACAAGAACAGAACCUUAAAGCACUGGAGGAGGAGCGAGCUGCUAUUCUUGAGCAAGAGAAACUGCUCCUUAAGGAAAAACUGACCAUUGCUGAGUUGAAGCGACAGGAGCGAGAGCAUCAAAUUCAAGAGGAGCGUCGUGGACUCAACCGUGCCGAGAAGAGGCGCCAUGCAGCUCUUAUCCAAGAGAUUGCACGCAGAGAAGUGGACGAGCGUGAAGAAGCACAGAGAAUAGCUGAAGAGAAGCUAAGUAGGUCUUUGGAGAACUAUGAGCAAAUACAAGAAAAACGUGGGCAAGAGUUAAAGGAGAAAGCUAAGCGGGAAGAGAAGCAGAUCCAGAAAGCAAGACGGGCCGCUGAACUACGUGAGCAACAGCAGAAGGAACAGAUGGAGGCAAGGGCUAGGGAGGCCGAAAGACGAGCACAACAAGCCACUCAAAUAGCUGAAGACCGGGCGCGGGAGAAGGCCCAACGUGUGGUGCAAAGCAGGCAGGAAAAAGAACGACUCCAAAGGCUUAACCGUCAACGCGUAGAGGAGGAGGAGAAACAGCGUCGCCUAGAAUUGUUACAGUCCAUUGAGCGCAAACUGGAAAAAAGUGAACAGAUUUUCAGAGAAAAACGUGCAGUCUUGGAAAGUGCCCGAUCCGUGGCGCGUGCAUCUUUCCACGUGCGGGAUCGCGUUCGGGAAGAGACAAACAUGCGCACCUUUGACAAGAUGGCCCUGGAGGCUCAGUUAAAAGCAAAUUUAGUUGAGAAGUGAGCACUUCAACUGUGCAACUUAACUGCUCUUUCCAUGCACAUCUGUCUAGAAAUAAGCUGUGCUUGAGCCUACAUGCUAGCCUCAUCACCAAACUACAGCAACAAUAAUGAUGGUCAUGCCCUCAAGUGUUGUAUCUAAAGAUUCAUUUAUUCCUGAUGCUGGAUCAUUUUCAUCAUGUCAUAUAAAUAAAUAUUUUUUUGUAUUCAUAUAUUUUAAAUGUUAAUCUAAGAACUUUGUGCUGAUGUAUGUAUGAUUAUGUGUCGGGGCAUGAUUGUUUUUUUGUAACUUGGCAGCCGUGUUGCUUUGAGAACUGUAUAUUAAGAGUUAAUUGUUUACAAGGAGGUUUGGCACUGUGGCAACAGUGAUGGCUUCUUUCUAAGGGUAGCUUUAUUCCUUAGAAGAAGGACAAGAAAAGGGGAUGGGAUGUUUCUCCCAGAGUAAAUCUUUUGAGGGAGACUCUUGUUUUAGAAAUCUUGGCCGUUGGAGAGUGAGCCAUGACUUGACUGUGUGUAAACCAAACUCUAGCUAAAUGCUGACCCAGCAUUACAUCCUAGAGUCAGGACAUGACAAAGAAUGAUCUCAGCACAGUGUAACUGCUGAUGAAGCACAGGAGUCUUUGGUCAGCAACAGACCCAUCAGGGCUCAAAUCCAUACUGACAUCCCCUGCAUUCCCUUCAGGUGUGCUUAUUUAUUUUAUUUUCUCACAAGCUUCAUUUUUGGUAUUCUACUUCUCAUCCGGCAUGUUCAGAAUGGAAUACUAGCUUACUUCUUACUGUGUGGUAUAAACUAAACAUCAGUGCUCAUUAUUCAGAAAUAUUUGACCACUGAAUUCAACUAACCAAUUAAUCAAUUUUUCCGAGGGCUUCAUUAUUGUAACAUGGCAUUACCUCAUCACAACAUGUCACUACGAUUAAGGAAAUAAAUAUGAUUAAUUUGCAUUCAGCUUUGAGUUAAAAUGUCACAUUUUGGCAGUCCAAUAAAACAAUGACUCAAAUGCAGAAAGUGGAGUGCAUUGCAUUGAGGCAUACAGUGUUUCAGUAUGCUUUUUUUGUAUAAUGCACAUUUUGGUGUCAGGACAUACAGAAAAUGUGCAUACUAUGCACAGGACACAUACUAGCUAUAUACUGCAGAAAUAGUAAGUUCAGUAGUACAUCUUGCUAUUUUGAACAUUGCCUGAACAUUAAUGGUUCACACAUGUCCAUUAUCAUCACAUUAAAAUAAUGCUUGUGUGAUAAUAAUGGGUGCAUUGAAGCCAAUACGAAUGUUCAUAUUACAUAACACUUUAGUAUUUACGUUUUACGUCCAUUGUGCUAGAAAUGCCAUGUCAUCCUGGUACAUAUCUAGAGGACAGGGUUGGAGGAGAGCUCACAUCGAUAUCUGUGAGAAAAGCACUGCAGUAGGCAUUUCAAUUCCUAUGAGAGCUUAACCCACACUGAUGCUUGGCACGGCAUGCCAUCUGUCACAGGCUUUUUUUGUACUGUACAGCAGUCAACAACCUGGACACAAACUGUUUUUAGUGCUAGCACAUUUUUCAGUGCCUCUACAUACAGGCUCUUUAGAUAAUUAAUGCAUGAUAACUUGAACAACACAUUUAUAUAUUCAAAUUUGUUAUGCAAGCAAGUCUGAUAUUGCAGCUUAAUUAUUAGUUGUUUUAUAUAACAGAGUGAAAAGCAAAGUUUCUGUGCAAUAACUGACUGUUAUCUGGUUUGUCUCUUCUGACGCAGGUUUGAGAGUGGAGAAGAUGAUGAUGUUGACAUCUGUGGCCUGAUUCAGUAAAAAAAAAAACAAGAGACUGCAAAUUUCACUUUGAUCAUGGAUCCUUAUUCCCUUUCUGGCAGUGACUCAGCUAGGCAUGAUGUAAUUGGAAGGUUUAAUAAACACUAAAGCCAUUUUACUUCCAGCAUAUCCAGAUGGCAUAUCAACACCAAUUUUAAUAUCAUAAAAAGCCCAAAGAAACAAUUUCAUUAGUACAAUUUCAUAUUGUAUUAUGGGUUAAAUGUAAGGGCUUUUUAAAUGGAAGCAGAAUCGAGUUGAAUAAUAACCAAGCUAAUAAUAUCAGUUUCAUGAAGAUGGACAAAAAAAAAAAGGAUUCUGAAUGUAAUUCAUAACAAAGCUUUUUAGGGCUAGUGACAAAGCAAGUGUUAA
This is a messenger RNA of Sinocyclocheilus grahami, 4887 nucleotides long. RefSeq names its product coiled-coil domain-containing protein 177-like. The record is from RefSeq and is a predicted model, not a curated record. NCBI's taxonomy places the organism in Eukaryota, Metazoa, Chordata, Actinopteri, Cypriniformes, Cyprinidae. The coding region runs from base 280 to 2742 and encodes 820 amino acids. The transcript is spliced from 2 exons.